GCCAGUAACUGUUUGGAAAUCAACGGAGCCGUCAACAUCUCAGCUAAAUUUGUGGGCAAAAAAGUGGUAUUUUAAGGAACAAAGAAAGAGUGUGUUGUGAAAAAAAUGAAUGUUAAAUAACUAGCGAAAAAUUUUAUAUUUUUUAUACCAAGCGUAAAACGCAAAAGGUGGAAAUUAAAUUAGAACCUUUUUAUUGUGGAUAAGACUGUCUUUUAAAACACAGUGAGGCCAAAAAAGUUAAUUCGAUUUAAAAUUAAGGAAAUCUUGAAGAUUUAAAAACAAAAGUUGUACCUAUAAAAAUUGUUGUAUUGCUUAUUGAAAAAAGAAAACGAAGAAAAUAAAAAUGAAACCCAACACCAAUGAAACUUUAGAAGUCAUUUCACCAAAUGUACAAAUUACGGAGGAUUAUAUUGAAACCGAUUAUGCCUAUCAGACUUCAAAUGUCAAACGAUUGGCUAAUGGAAAAAUUCAGGUUUUCCCUGAAACAUCCAAUUUGAAAAUUCGCACCGACAGACGCGUACCCAAAUUGGGUUUAAUGCUUGUCGGUUGGGGUGGCAACAAUGGUUCCACUUUGACUGCCGCCUUGGAGGCCAAUCGUCGUCAAUUGCAAUGGCGCAAACGCACCGGUAUUCAGAAGGCCAACUGGUUUGGUUCCAUCACCCAAGCAUCGACUAUUCUCAUAGGAUCCGAUGAAGAAGGCAAAGAUGUCUAUGCACCCAUGAAGGAUCUGGUGCCCAUGGUUAAUCCAGAUGAUAUUAUUGUUGACGGUUGGGAUAUCAGUUCAUUGAACAUUGGUGAGUCCAUGAAACGUGCCCAGGUGCUAGAUGUGGAGUUGCAAGACCAAUUAUAUGCCGAUUUGAGUGCUAUGAAACCCAGACCAUCGAUAUAUGAUCCCGACUUUAUUGCUGCAAAUCAAUCGGAUCGAGCUGACAAUUUGAUAAAGGGCACCAGAUAUGAACAGUAUGAACAAAUUCGCAAGGAUAUACAAGAUUUUAAGAGUCAACAAAAUCUGGAUACAGUGCUUGUAUUGUGGACUGCUAACACUGAACGUUUCAGUGAUGUCAAACCGGGACUGAAUAUGACCAUGCAGGAAUUGGAGUCUUCGCUGAAGGCUAACAAAUCGGAAAUUUCACCCUCCACCAUAUUUGCUAUGUCCAGUAUUGCCGAAGGUUGUACCUACAUCAAUGGUUCGCCACAGAAUACCUUUGUGCCCGGUUUGAUUGAAUUGGCUGAACACAAGGGGGUGUUUAUAGCAGGAGAUGAUUUUAAAUCGGGUCAGACUAAAUUGAAAUCAGUGUUGGUGGAUUUUCUGGUGGGUGCUGGCAUAAAACCUGUCUCUAUAGUAAGCUACAAUCAUUUGGGUAACAAUGAUGGCAAAAAUCUAUCGGCUCCCCAGCAGUUCCGUUCAAAGGAGAUCUCCAAAAGUAAUGUUGUGGAUGAUAUGGUGGAGUCCAACAGUGUUUUAUAUGAACCCAAAGAACAUCCCGAUCAUGUGGUGGUCAUUAAGUAUGUGCCCUAUGUGGGCGACAGCAAACGGGCCAUGGAUGAGUACACCUCGGAAAUCAUGAUGGGAGGCCACAACACACUUGUCAUACACAAUACCUGUGAGGAUUCUUUGUUGGCCUCACCCUUGAUCUUGGAUUUGGUUAUAUUGGGAGAAUUCUGCUCACGUGUGCAAAUCAAGGACAACACAAAUGUUAGUUCCAACUGGGUAUCAUUUAAACCAGUACUCUCUUUGCUGAGUUAUUUGUGUAAGGCUCCCUUGGUGCCACGUGGCUCGCAAGUGGUUAAUUCACUGUUCCGCCAACGUGCAGCCAUUGAAAAUUUAUUGAGAGGCUGCAUUGGUCUACCGCCAAAUUCCCACAUGACUUUGGAACAAAGAUUUGAUUUCUCCAGCAUUACCAAUGAGCCACCCACCAAAAAACUAAAAACCGCUGCUUGUGGCAAAGCCAUAGGAAAUGGAAAACUGGAAGCCAAUGGUCAUGCUGCCAAUGGUGUUAGUAAUGGCGUACAUUAACUAAACUUAUUAAAUAUUGUCUAAAAUCCCACUAAGUAUACAAAUUUUAUUUAGAAACUAAGAAAAACCGAGUUGUGAGAUGUAGUGAAAGUCUCAAACACAAAACCCCAGUACCGCCUAUGACUUGAAAGUGACUGAACAUUAGGUGGCACUUGAAAAAAUUUUGCAUGUAUUUGGGUACGGUGUAAAACCCAGCCGUCGAUUUGGCUCUUAGAAAAAAAACACCCCAAGGGAAAUGUUAAAAACUAUGUAAUAAAAUAAAACUGAAGCAUGAAAUGCGAAAUAAAGGCUCCAAAAACAGAGAUACAUCCAAAAGUACUAUAAAGUAGUACACUGACUGAAGAAAAGAGCAAAAGAUGAAUACACUGCUUGAAGGAAAGAUCAACAGAUCAUUAUGAAGACCAAAAUUUUCGGCGCGCCUAUUCUUAAUAAAGACUUGGAAACGCAAAUUUGCUCAUGAAAGACUCAAUUGAGGCAUAGGGGCAGAAAAAUUUGGUGUAUCCAGCAUAAUGGUUUCAUGCUUUAUUUCAUUACUACCUGGAGGCCUGAUUUCAUUAGAGUUGUUUCUAUCCCAAACCCCUUCCCAUACUACCCUUAAAACUAGAAUUAAGUGAAAGCGCUAAGUUUGUAACCUAUUAACUGUUAGCCAUUGUGUAUAGCAGAAUUUUCAGUUUAAAAUUUUCAAAAUGAUUUAAUGAUGGUCGACGUACAUCUAUGGCCCUUGGCCAUUUUUCCAAAGUUUCUUUCGAUUUUUAAACAAUUCCUUUAGCUACCCUAUAAUCUUAAAUAAGUUUAUUGAUUUUUUUGUUUCAUAAGUUUUUCUUAAUGUAUGUACUAUAGAAAUGCAUAUAUACAAAAUUAUGACAUAUUUUAAAUAUUUUUUAUUUGAAAAAUAAACGAUAUAUUUUCAAUGUUAAAAGUA
Molecule: messenger RNA, 2939 nt
Organism: Stomoxys calcitrans (stable fly)
Lineage: Eukaryota; Metazoa; Arthropoda; Insecta; Diptera; Muscidae
Gene: Inos
Product: inositol-3-phosphate synthase
Exons: 4
Coding region: 344-2017 (557 amino acids)
Biological process (GO): inositol biosynthetic process; phospholipid biosynthetic process
Cellular component (GO): cytoplasm
Molecular function (GO): inositol-3-phosphate synthase activity
Source: RefSeq, a predicted model, not a curated record